Rattus rattus (black rat) is the source of this 3905-nucleotide messenger RNA. RefSeq names its product period circadian regulator 2 (gene Per2). The record is from RefSeq and is a predicted model, not a curated record. Gene Ontology annotation, molecular function: transcription corepressor binding; transcription cis-regulatory region binding. The transcript has 22 exons. Gene Ontology annotation, cellular component: cytoplasm; nucleus. Bases 18 to 3791 code for a protein of 1257 amino acids. Lineage: Eukaryota; Metazoa; Chordata; Mammalia; Rodentia; Muridae. Gene Ontology annotation, biological process: entrainment of circadian clock by photoperiod; circadian regulation of gene expression; negative regulation of transcription by RNA polymerase II.
UCAUUCCAGAGCCCGACAUGAAUGGAUAUGUGGACUUUUCCCCAAGUCCCACCAGCCCCACCCAGCAGCCAGGGGAGCCUCAACCCACCCAGGCUGUGCUCCAGGAAGAUGUGGACAUGAGCAGCGGCUCCAGCGGAAAUGAAAACUGCUCCACGGGGCGGGACUCUCAGGGCAGUGACUGUGACGACAGUGGGAAGGAGCUGCGGAUGUUAGUGGAAUCGUCCAACACUCACCCCAGCCCUGACGAUACCUUCAGACUCAUGAUGACAGAGGCGGAGCAUAACCCCUCCACAAGCGGCUGCAGUAGUGAGCAGUCUGCCAAAGCUGACGCACAUAAAGAGCUGAUAAGGACCCUGAGGGAGCUGAAGGUCCACCUCCCUGCAGACAAGAAGGCCAAGGGGAAGGCCAGCACGCUGGCAACCCUGAAGUACGCCCUGCGGAGCGUGAAGCAGGUGAAGGCUAAUGAGGAGUACUACCAGCUGCUAAUGUCCAGUGAGAGCCAGCCCUGCAGCGUGGAUGUGCCUUCCUACACCAUGGAGCAGGUUGAGGGCAUUACCUCCGAGUAUAUUGUGAAGAAUGCGGACAUGUUUGCUGUGGCUGUGUCCCUGGUUUCUGGGAAGAUCCUGUACAUCUCCAACCAAGUUGCCCCCCUCUUUCACUGUAAGAAGGAUGCCUUCAGUGACGCCAAGUUUGUGGAGUUCCUGGCUCCCCAUGACGUCAGUGUGUUCCACAGCUACACCACCCCUUACAAGCUUCCGCCCUGGAGUGUGAGCAGUGGCUUAGAUUCUUUCACUCAGGAGUGCAUGGAGGAGAAAUCUUUUUUCUGCCGUGUCAGUGUUGGGAAACACCACGAGAAUGAGAUUCGCUACCAGCCCUUCCGCAUGACACCCUACCUGGUCAAGGUGCAAGAGCAGAAGGGCGCCGCGAGCCAGCUCUGCUGCCUGCUGCUAGCAGAGAGGGUACACUCAGGCUAUGAAGCUCCUAGAAUUCCUCCCGAGAAGAGAAUUUUCACAACAACCCACACACCAAACUGCUUGUUCCAGGAUGUGGAUGAAAGGGCCGUCCCGCUCCUGGGCUAUCUACCUCAGGAUCUGAUCGAGACCCCUGUGCUCGUGCAGCUCCACCCCAGCGACCGGCCCUUGAUGCUCGCCAUCCACAAGAAGAUCCUACAGGCCGGUGGGCAGCCUUUCGAUUAUUCUCCCAUUCGAUUCCGCACCCGCAAUGGGGAGUACAUCACACUGGACACUAGCUGGUCCAGCUUCAUCAACCCGUGGAGCAGGAAGAUAUCCUUCAUCAUCGGGAGGCACAAAGUCAGGGUAGGCCCUUUGAAUGAGGAUGUGUUCGCAGCCUCCCCUUGCCCAGAGGAGAAGACUCCGCACCCCAGCGUUCAGGAGCUCACAGAGCAAAUCCACCGGCUACUGAUGCAGCCUGUCCCCCACAGCGGCUCCAGUGGCUAUGGGAGCCUGGGCAGUAACGGAUCCCACGAACACCUCAUGAGCCAGACAUCAUCCAGCGACAGCAAUGGUCAAGAGGAGUCUCACUGGAGGAGAUCCGGAAUUUUUAAAACCAGUGGCAAGAGUCAAAGCAAAAGUCACUUUUCUCCUGAGUCUGGAGGACAAAAGGAAGCCUCUGUUGCAGAAAUGCAAAGUAGCCCUCCAGCUCAGGUGAGGUCUGUCACCACCAUGGAAAGGGACAGCUCGGGGGCCAGCCUACCCAAGGCUAGCUUUCCAGAGGAACUAGCCUAUAAGAGCCAGCCUCCUUGCUCCUACCAGCAGAUCAGCUGCCUGGACAGUGUCAUCAGGUACCUGGAGAGCUGCAACGAGGCAGCCACGCUGAAAAGAAAGUGCGAGUUCCCAGCCAACAUCCCAUCCCGGAAGGCCACGGUCAGCCCUGGGCUGCACUCUGGAGAGACAUCUCGGCCCUCCAAGGUGACCAGCCACACGGAGGUCAGUGCUCACUUGAGCUCCUUAGCGUUGCCGGGCAAGGCCGAGAGUGUGGUGUCCCUCACCAGCCAGUGCAGCUACAGCAGCACCAUCGUGCACGUGGGCGACAAAAAGCCACAGCCUGAACUAGAGACAGUAGAAGAUGUGGCCAGUGGGCCUGAGUCCCAGGAUGAUGCAGCUGGUGGCCUCAGCCAAGAAAAGGGGCCUCUGCAGAAGCUAGGCCUCACCAAGGAAGUUCUGGCUGCACAUACCCAGAGAGAGGAACAGGGCUUCCUGCAGAGGUUCAGGGAAGUGAGCAGGCUCGGUGCCCUGCAGGCUCACUGCCAGAACUAUCUCCAGGAGCGGUCCCGAGCCCCGGCGAGUGAUCGAGGACUAAGAAAUACUUCUGGAAUAGAGUCAUCUUGGAAAAAAACUGGAAAGAACAGGAAACUGAAGUCCAAGCGUGUCAAGACUCGAGACUCUUCUGAGAGCACAGGGUCUGGGGGACCCGUGUCCCACCGACCUCCCCUCGUGGGCCUGAAUGCCACAGCCUGGUCGCCCUCCGACACAUCCCAGUCUAGCUGUCCCUCUGCACCAUUUCCCGCUCCAGUGCCAGCUUACCCCCUACCUGUGUUCCCGGCACCCGGAAUAGUAUCCACACCAGGGACGGUGGUGGCACCACCUGCAGCCGCCCACACCGGCUUCACCAUGCCUGUUGUGCCUAUGGGCACCCAGCCUGAAUUCGCAGUGCAGCCCCUGCCGUUCGCUGCCCCCUUGGCUCCCGUCAUGGCCUUCAUGCUACCCAGCUACCCGUUUCCACCAGCAACCCCAAACCUGCCUCAGGCCUUCUUCCCCAGCCAACCUCACUUUCCGGCCCAUCCCACACUUGCCUCUGAAAUAACUCCUGCCUCCCAGGCUGAGUUCCCUAGUCGGACCUCGAUGCUCAGGCAGCCAUGUGCUUGCCCAGUCACCCCCCCGGCUGGCACAGUGGCCUUGGGCAGAGCCUCCCCACCGCUCUUCCAGUCCCGAGGCAGCAGUCCCCUGCAGCUUAACCUGCUUCAGCUAGAGGAAGCACCUGAAAGCAGUACUGGAGCUGCAGGGACCUUGGGGACCACGGGGACAGCAGCUUCUGGUCUGGACUGCACAUCUGGCGCAUCUCGGGACCGGCAGCCAAAGGCACCUCCAACAUGCAGCGAGCCCUCAGACACCCAGAACAGUGAUGCCAUCUCCACCUCCAGUGACCUGCUCAACCUCCUCCUGGGCGAGGACCUCUGCUCAGCCACCGGCUCAGCACUGUCGAGAAGCGGGGCAUCUGCCACCUCAGAUUCACUGGGCUCCAGCUCCCUGGGCUGUGACACUUCCCGGAGUGGGGCAGGAAGCAGUGACACAAGUCACACCAGCAAAUACUUUGGAAGCAUUGACUCUUCAGAGAAUAAUCACAAAGCAAAAAUGAUCACAGACACGGAGGAGAGUGAACAGUUCAUUAAGUACGUCUUGCAGGACCCCAUCUGGCUGCUGAUGGCCAACACAGACGACAAUAUCAUGAUGACAUACCAGCUGCCCUCCCGGGAUCUCCAGGCGGUCUUGAAAGAGGACCAGGAGAAGCUGAAGCUGCUGCAGAGGUCCCAGCCCCGCUUCACGGAGGGCCAGAGGCGAGAGCUUCGAGAGGUUCAUCCGUGGGUCCACACCGGGGGUCUGCCUACUGCCAUCGACGUAACAGGCUGUGUUUACUGUGAAAGUGAGGAGAAAGGCAACCUUUGCCUGCCGUAUGAGGAAGACAGUCCUUCCCUGGGACUCUGUGAUACCUCAGAAGCCAAAGAGGAGGAGAGCGGACAGCUGGCCAAUCCUAGGAAGGAGGCCCAGACGUAACCCCGUCCCCGGCCAGAGGUCUUCAUUAGACGGUGCUCGGAAGAGGUGGAAGAGCUUGUGUUUCUAACGAAAUGGACCCAUACCUUCACUGCUUCUUUUGUUUUAGAAAAAAAA